UUGUAGAUUGGAAGGAUUUGCUUUCUCCUCUGAGAGAGCUGCUGUGCUUUGAUGAUUGGGCAGCUGGGAACUUCAAAGGGAAAGACCCGGGCUGUGACUGGCUGGCGGCCCAGCAAAGUCCUCAUCACAUUCUUGGAGGUGCUCCGGCUACACUCAGUCUGCAGGGGGGGGAACAACCUGCACAGAGCCAGGGACCAGGCACUCACACCCUGGGCACACAGGGGGCUUGUACUGGGUGGGGAGAGAGGGACUCCUCCAUGAGUCUGCAGCAGUGUGCUGCUCAUCACUACCCAGACAUCACCCAGCUGCUGCAGGAGCAGGACCAUGGCUGCUGCUGUCGCAGUGCUGAGGAACGACUCGCUGCAGACAUUCCUACAGGACAGAACACCCAGCGCCUCACCAGAUGUGGGUAAACAUUCCCCAUUGGCUCUUCUGGCAGCUACAUGUAGUCGAAUAGGACAACCAGGAGGCGGACAUGACUUUAUUCAGGUUCCUUUUGAUCCAACCAUCGGUUCUCCUUCAAGGAUUUUCCACCCAUGGACUAAUGAAAUUUCUACGCACUCUCCGGGUGGAAUUCAGACACACAGCAGUCUUGGAUUUACUGCUCAAAAAAAUCAGCUCUCAUCUCACAUUCAGUCUUCAUUUGUAACUCAUGAACUACCACUGACCCCCCCUGCCGAUCCCUCCUACCCGUACGAAUUUUCCCCAGUAAAAAUGUUAUCUUCACCUAUGGCAGCUUUUCAGUCUUCUACCUGCCAAUCAGCCUAUGUACCUUCUGUUCCUUAUUCUUCUGCUGCCCCCAUUGCUUCUGCAAUUCAUGGGUUUGUACCGGGGCAUUCGAACCUGAUCCGACAACAGCCAAGGCAGCUGUCCCCCAGUACAGCAGAAGAUAUUUCUUGGUGGAGUAUUCAGCAGUCAACACCAGUCACCCACCCGUCCCCAAUACCUCAUGCUCAUCACCACUUCCCCAUCCAGAGAAGUUUAGUUCUGGGACACUCGGACUUUGCACAGUACCAGACACAAAUUGCAGCACUCUUGCAGACCAAGUCUCCGUUGGCUACCGCCAGGAGAUGCAGGCGAUGCAGGUGUCCUAAUUGUCAGUCUUCCAGUGGUCAAGAUGAGCCUGGGAAGAAGAAGCAACACAUCUGCCACAUCCCAGGUUGUGGAAAGGUGUAUGGUAAAACCUCACACUUGAAGGCUCAUCUAAGGUGGCACUCAGGGGAGAGACCAUUUAUUUGCAACUGGUUGUUCUGUGGCAAAAGUUUCACCCGGUCUGAUGAGCUGCAGAGGCACUUAAGGACUCAUACUGGAGAAAAGCGCUUUGUCUGUACGGAAUGUGGGAAAAGAUUCAUGAGAAGCGAUCACCUGGCCAAACAUGUGAAGACACAUCAGAACAAGAAGAUAAAAGGAGUGGAAAGGACAGUAAAACAAGAGCAAAUCAGAGACCACUAGAGGAGCUCAAUGGAUCCUUCUACAGUGCAAUAUACUUGAAUACAGAGUUCUUGGAAUACUGUUAAAUGUAUCGAAGCACAAUACAUGUUGUCACAUUCUCCAAUUUUUUGUUUUUGGAUCUUUCCAGUGAAUCCAUGGAUUUUAUAUUUCCGCUAACAAUGUUGUGAAAUAAAGUUGGUGUAAUUCAGCUAUUUAAGACUUAUUCUGAAGCCUACAUCCAUUUCCAGCAGACUGUUAGUGUGUUUGUUAAACUUCUGCUGGUCUCGCUUUCCUUCCCAUAUCAGCAUGCAUUUUUUAUUCUGUAAAAGGGAUAUAAUACGGUUACACUUUCAAAUAAACAAUUCCCUUGUUCAAAGAA
Messenger RNA from Pseudophryne corroboree (corroboree frog), 1810 nucleotides. It is a transcript of the gene SP5, whose product is annotated as Sp5 transcription factor. Gene Ontology annotation, biological process: regulation of transcription by RNA polymerase II. The record is from RefSeq and is a predicted model, not a curated record. The transcript is spliced from 2 exons. Bases 325 to 1452 code for a protein of 375 amino acids. Lineage: Eukaryota; Metazoa; Chordata; Amphibia; Anura; Myobatrachidae. Gene Ontology annotation, molecular function: DNA-binding transcription factor activity, RNA polymerase II-specific; RNA polymerase II cis-regulatory region sequence-specific DNA binding.